GUGUACAUCCAUCCGAUUCUAUAAUAGACUUUGGAAGAGUGCGGACCCUGAAAGUUUACCCAGGAGUCAGUCGCCAGCUGCUACUCGUGGCGAAAUCGCGCUUUUUUCAGACUAUCGCAGACCCAGUUUAACCCUUGAAUAAGCCGCUAACGUUCAAUCGAACCCCAGUGCCUUGCAACCUCAUUAAAAAAGGAAAAGAUACGGGAUCGAAGCAAAGCCUCCUCUGAGCGGCGGGCGUCCCAUUCGUGGUUGAAUUAUAAACAACCUUUGAAUAAAUUCUUGUACAAGGGAUUUACGCAGUAACGAUCAGCUUCUAAGCCGAAACGAUUCGCUGCAGCGCAGCGGCUCAAGGGCAUGGCGAUAGACAUCAAGCUUUCCAAGUUCAAUAACACCCCAUGGGGAUUCCGGCUUUCCGGUGGAGCAGACUUUCCCCAUCCACUCACGGUUGUCAGGGUGGCCCGGGGAAGUCUGGCCGACGAUGCCGGGCUGCAGCCAGGUGACGUCCUGAUAAGAGUCAACGGCAGUCCUUUGCAGAAUCUGACGCACGCACAAGCGCACGAUUGGCUGGUGCGAGCUGGUAACAACUUCGUUGUCUCCGUCGUCCGCAAUCAUCGCAUCGCCAAAGAGGCCCAUUGACCUCCGGGCAUUCUUGAUCAUAAUUGUUGUCCGACCUCUCGUUCAACUUUUCGAGAUGGUCUCGGAAUGGAUUUAUAUUUUCCAAUGCCACAAGGGUACGAGACUCGAAAUGAGAAAAUAAUCCCCUGAUGCCAAUUCUGGCUAUCCAGAGUACUCCGCACGGGUCACAAAUAUUUUUAUAGUUAUGAUAUAAAGUGUUUUUACAAGAAGAUUAAAAAAAAUAUAUUGGUAUAUACUUUUUUACUGUAUUGUAGUUUGAUUCAUGUUCGAUGUAAUACGUAAUUAGGUAGAUAUGCAGUUAAUAUUGAUAUCCUCGUUGUGAAUUGUGCGGGCCACAUAUUACAGAGAGCAUGCCCGUAUUUUUGCAUAUCUCGUUCCGCAUGAAGAACGUAUAACUUCCAUAUCAAUUGCAAUGAUCAUUUGAGUGAAUAUCCAGUUGCGGAAUUGUUUGCGCAAUUGACGAUUUGGUGCUGACAAUAUUUUAAAGUCACUGGUUGUGACUGAGCCGUUUAUUUGGUGUGAUAUUUUGACGAAAGG
This is a messenger RNA of Diprion similis, 1173 nucleotides long. RefSeq names its product PDZ and LIM domain protein 2-like. The record is from RefSeq and is a predicted model, not a curated record. The transcript is spliced from 3 exons. Gene Ontology annotation, cellular component: stress fiber; adherens junction; Z disc. Lineage: Eukaryota; Metazoa; Arthropoda; Insecta; Hymenoptera; Diprionidae. The coding region runs from base 355 to 636 and encodes 93 amino acids. Gene Ontology annotation, molecular function: muscle alpha-actinin binding; actin binding. Gene Ontology annotation, biological process: muscle structure development; actin cytoskeleton organization.